AUGGCCGUCAAAAAUAACAAGAAGCGCGCCGCGCCGCCAGUUUCUGGACCUUCGAAAAAGCGCAAAGUCGCACCAACUAAGGAAGCAGACGGCGGUGGCAAGAAGAAAGUCAAAGCCAAGGGCAAGGAGAAGGCGGCGGACAGAGAGACGAUCCCCAUCCCCAUCCCCGUAGGUGACGACGAUAUAGAACUCUCCGAAGAUGUCAUGGAUAUGCUUAAGGAAUAUGGCGGUGCCGUCUCAUUCCUCAGCAGGUUAGACGAGAAGGAGAUAGCAAAGAGCAAAAAGGAGAUCGACAGACUUCAUCGUAUGCACAAGCCCGCUCGUGCACAUGUUACAGACGAUUUACCUUCCUUGGAUUCCGACGGCGAGGAAGAUGGCAGAGAAGAGUGGAGUUCUGGUCUGGAAUCGUCUGACGGAGAGGAAGAGGCAGAGAGUGUGGAUGAAGACGAAGAGGUCGUCUCCGACGAAGACGACGGUUCUGUGCCUGGUUCUGACACAGCCCCAAAACGCAAGGAGAAACGCCGCGACUCCGAUGACGAGGAAAUGCCGUAUGAAGCGGCACCGAGAAAACGUAGACCAUCUUGGGAUCCUGAGUCCGACAACGACGAAGGUAUAGAACGGCUACCCAUCAAACUUCCAGGCGGUCGUGUGCUCAAAAGCAGGGAGAAGGUGCAUCUACCCCAGGAGGAGAAGGAAGAGAGCUCGGAUGAGUCGGACGUCCUGCUCCCUCCAGAGCAGGAGCCUAAAGUCGAAGACGUGUCCACAGGGGCGCGCUUUGGUCGACUAGCAGUCGUGGACGUUAUCAGUCAGAAGUCCCGAAAGGCGCGGAUACAGGCCGCAAAGGAGCAGAUUGCUGGUAUCUGUCAGGAAAUUGUCGCAGACCCCGAGAACAGCGCAAGUGUUUUAGGUCUCCUUCGUCGUCUUCACACGUUUUCCUUGCCCCAAAUCUCGACCCCCUCGCAUCCCGAACCUGUCUCGAACGACCCUCUAAUUCGUAGAUUGACUUUCCUCUCCCAACUUGCCGUCUUCAAAGAUAUCAUUCCUGGUUACCGGAUCCGUGCUCUCACGGAUAAGGAAAAGGCUGAGAAGGUCAGUCAGAUGGUCCAGCGGACGCGAGACUGGGAGCAAGGCCUGGUCGGUGUAUACCAGCAGCAUCUCCGGUCCCUGGAGGCCGAAGUCAAAGCCAAGAACGAGCUAAGCGAUGUAGCGCUACAGUGCAUGUGCACCCUUCUAGUAGAGGUCACGCACUUCAACUUCCGGACCAACCUCAUGAGCACUAUUGUUGGCGCCCUCAGCAGGAAGUCCUGGGACAAGACAUCGGACCUCUGCCUCAACACCCUCAUCGCCGUCUUCCGGGCCGACAACACAGGGGUCUCUUCGUUGGAAAUUGUCCGAUUGCUGAACCGCAUGAUUAAAGAGCGCAAGUUCAGCGUCCAUCCGGAAGUUUUGACGUGCCUUGCCCAUUUGCGGUUGAAGACCGAGCUUGGUGUCCGUGCAUCAGAAACCAGGGCUGACAAGCCCGAUGAGCUGAAGAUGGGCAAGACCAAGGCUGCUGCGCGGCGAGCAAAGGGCAAGGAAACGGGUCAGCCGCACUUGAGCAAGAAGGCGAAAAAGGAGAAGAAGGAGAAGAAAGAGAUCGAGAAGGAGAUGAACGAGGCGGCAGCUGAGGUCGACAAGGAGGAGCGCGCCGCUCACCAAACGGAGACGCUCAAGUUGCUCUUUGUGCUGUAUUUCCGAAUACUCAAGAACCCUCACCCGACCCCGCUCUUACCGGCGGCGCUGCGCGGCAUUGCGAAAUUCGCCCAUCUGGUCAACAUCGAUUUUUUCAAGGACCUGAUGCAAGUUCUCAAGGACCUGAUGGCUCGGGAAACGCGAUCAUCAGAGGACGUCGGCGCUGAGAUUCUCCCGCACGUCAGGCUCGUUCAGCAUCAGCUCCUGUGCAUCGUUACCGCAUUCGAGCUGUUGUCAGGACAAGGGGAGGCGUUGGAGAUCGAUCUGAGCGACUUCAUCACGCGCCUGUACGCGAUGCUCCCCUCGCUCGCAUUCAUGGCCGACAUCGAAGCGCCGCCGCGGACGUCGUUCCAGGCGAGCGGAGCCGUGGCGUCGUCGCCCGGCGCACAGAGCGCGUCGGACACCCUCUUCCGCGCGCUGCACCUCGCCUUCUCGCGCCGGACCUCCGCGGGCGCCUCGCCGCCCUGGCGCUCCGCCGCGCUCGCGAAACGGCUGCUGGGCUCGUCGCUCCAGUGGCCUCCGGACACUGCCACGCGUGCCAUCGCGUUCGUCGGCGACCUGGUCGACGGUGAUCCGAAGCUCGGGGCGCUCUUGUCGACUGACGAACGCAGCGUCGACGGCGUCUACCGCCCGGACCUUGACGACCCGCAGCUGUGCCAUCCGUUCGCGACAAACUUCUGGGAGCUGCACCUCCUCGCGGAGAGGCACUGGAGCUUGCGGGUGCGGGAGGCGGCUGCAAAGCUCUUGAAUUCAUCAUCCUCAUAG
Messenger RNA from Phanerochaete carnosa HHB-10118-sp, 2496 nucleotides. RefSeq lists its product as uncharacterized. The transcript is spliced from 8 exons. The coding region runs from base 1 to 2496 and encodes 831 amino acids. Gene Ontology annotation, cellular component: nucleolus. The record is from RefSeq and is a predicted model, not a curated record. NCBI's taxonomy places the organism in Eukaryota, Fungi, Basidiomycota, Agaricomycetes, Polyporales, Phanerochaetaceae. Gene Ontology annotation, molecular function: chromatin binding. Gene Ontology annotation, biological process: DNA replication initiation.